AUGAAAAAAAGCAACUCGCCUCUCCACUUUAGCUUUCAGCUCAUCACAGGAGUAAUUCCAUCGGGAUGGAAAGGAAACAAAUCAAUAAUUCUUCUUGGGACUGGAGGAGGAGGCAAAACGACACUACAUCGGCAAAUAUAUCACUUGAAAAAUCAAGAAUUAAAUACAAAGGAAAGACAUAAAUAUGCAGAGACAAUACAAUUCUCUGUAUUCAACAAUUUAAAAACAAUAACAGAACAUCCAUCAGUUUCAACCAAAUUGAGCUCGGAAUUGUCCGAAAUCGCCUCGGAAUUAGCAUCCUUGGUCGAUCAAUACGUAGAUAGUAGAUUUGAGCAUUCGUAUCGAGUAAAGCUCAUCAACCAGGGUCAUACCUUUCAAAAACUCGUAGAGAACAUCCAUGUGAGAGAGAUGAUUGAGUCUUUAGAGUUAUAUCCACAACUUCAUUUAAAUGGAGACUACAAGUAUUUCUUUAAGAAUUAUACGAGAAUUGUUUCAAGGGAAUAUCAGCCAACCUUUGAAGAUGUUAAAAGAAUGCAACUCAAAACAGUUGGUGUCAUUAGAGGAGAAGAAGUGGAAUUUGAAAAUUACAAAAUUACCAUAACUGACACAGGAGGCCAACGAAACGAAAGAAAAAAGUGGGCAAAAGCUCUCUCGCAACGAACCGAUGCAAUUUUGUUUAUUGUUUCAUUGAGAGAACCAUUUCAAAUGUGCUAUGAAGACAAUGAGUUGAAUAGAUCUAAGGAAACUAUACAGUGUUUUCAAGAGUUGUUGAGGUCUGAGUAUGUCAAUAAUUGUCCAAUUUUUGUGUUGUUUACAAAGGCAGAUCAAUUGGAAGAAGUGUUGAAGAAACAAAAGGUUUCAUUUAAUUCAAUUUUUCCAGAAUAUAAAGGAGACAAUCAUUCUUUAGAACAAAUUAAGGAAUUCAUGCAAGAAAAAUAUCAAUCUCUUGAUUCAAACAAAAAGGUCAAGGGCUAUUUUUUCAUAAACACAUUAAACAACAAGGAUGUGACUGACACCUUACGAAAAGUACUGGAAUUCAAACAGUAA
Messenger RNA from Naegleria fowleri, 1047 nucleotides. RefSeq lists its product as uncharacterized. Gene Ontology annotation, molecular function: G protein-coupled receptor binding; GTPase activity; guanyl nucleotide binding. Gene Ontology annotation, biological process: adenylate cyclase-modulating G protein-coupled receptor signaling pathway. The record is from RefSeq and is a predicted model, not a curated record. Lineage: Eukaryota; Heterolobosea; Eutetramitea; Acrasida; Naegleriidae. The coding region runs from base 1 to 1047 and encodes 348 amino acids. The transcript has 4 exons. Gene Ontology annotation, cellular component: heterotrimeric G-protein complex.